Molecule: messenger RNA, 651 nt
Organism: Helianthus annuus (common sunflower)
Lineage: Eukaryota; Viridiplantae; Streptophyta; Magnoliopsida; Asterales; Asteraceae
Exons: 2
Coding region: 1-651 (216 amino acids)
Molecular function (GO): zinc ion binding; nucleic acid binding
Source: RefSeq, a predicted model, not a curated record
AUGGAAACGAUCUUGAAGGCAUAUAGUGUUUGGGAUACGGUUGUUUUAAAAGAAGGGGUAGAUGAGAAAAAGGCGCAUACAAUGAAAGCAAUGAUCUUCCAAACGUUACCGGGAGAUAUUCUAAUGCAAGUUGCGCAAUACAAAAGUGCAAAAGAAGUUUGGGAUGCAAUCAAAGUACGAUAUCUUGGAGCCGAUAUGGUUCAGAAAGCGCGUCUGCAAACUUUGAGAAGUGAAUUAGAAGCCUUAAAGAUGGGAGAAAACAAAACAAUAAGGAGUUUCGCAAUGGGUAGGAUUACAGCAUUUGAAGAACGCCUGAAGAGCCAAAACGAACCGGAGAACAAUAAUCUGUUAAUUGCAACUUCAGACAACCAUUCCGGAAAUAGGCAUCAUGGAAAAGGAUGCGGCGAUCAAAAUCAUGGUAGAGGACGUAGAGGAAGUUCGUUUAGAGGAGGAAAAGGACGUGGACGAAAUAUAGAUCGAGGAAAUAGAGACAAGAGUGAGUUAAAGUGUUGUGAAUGCAGUGAAUUCGGUCACUUCGCAUACGAGUGUAGCAAGCAAAAAGAUAAGGAAAAAGAGAAGGACGAAGAGGCUCAUCUUGCGUUGGAAGAAGAACCAAUGCUACUACAAGUCAAGCAAGUUGAAGACCUAUAA